Messenger RNA from Fusarium fujikuroi IMI 58289, 1794 nucleotides. RefSeq lists its product as uncharacterized. The record is from RefSeq and is a predicted model, not a curated record. Lineage: Eukaryota; Fungi; Ascomycota; Sordariomycetes; Hypocreales; Nectriaceae. Gene Ontology annotation, cellular component: membrane. Bases 1 to 1794 code for a protein of 597 amino acids. The transcript has 4 exons. Gene Ontology annotation, molecular function: metal ion transmembrane transporter activity. Gene Ontology annotation, biological process: transmembrane transport; metal ion transport.
AUGCGGUUACACGACUCACAGCUCGGAGACGCAUACCAGGAUAAGAAGAAGGACGAGGUUAGAACUCGCCUUGGGGAUGAAAAUUGGAAGGGGCCCACGGAGCGAGGGCUUUAUUUGAAGUAUGUUGAGAGCCUGAUAAGGAAAUGGCCGCAGCUCGAGCUGCUACAUGAUUUCAUGGAAGUUGGGACUGUGCCUACGCGUUGGUGCAUUUUCCCAGGGGAAGAAAAGGAGAAGAACGAGCGGCGACGCUAUGUAUAUCAUUCUGCCAUGGAAGAGAGAAGAAGACAACAAGAAGAAAGAGCUACGAAGAUGAAUGUCGCAUUACUGAGAUUCAACGGAGAUGGACAGGCAGAACAGCACCCAUCCAAUACCCUUCACAGGCCUGAAGAUCUUAGAAGGACCAUUGAAAUGGCAAAAAAACCUGGAUCAGGAGUCAUGUUCAGCUUAUUUGUCGUCGAGGACCUUUCACGAGACGUGAUCGAAACCCUUGGAUCUGAGCUAGCUAUUGAUCCACGAUUCUUCCGUGCUCACAUUACCGACUAUGUCUGGAACAACAUCCGCGACCGAUGGCGUGAGCCGUCAAUACUCCAGGUUGAUGCCAAAAGACAGAUGUGGUUCCAGCUUCGCUUAAUCCGUUCUCGGUACUUUGAGAAUCAAAACCAGCUGAAGGAAGCAAAAGUUCAAGUCAAUAAGUUCAAUGUUGUGCGACGCCUUGACGCGGAUAAGAACCAGAUUUUCUGGGAUAAGGACCCAGAUCCAACUAUAUGGGAAAGGCUUGCAGGUAAAUCUUCUCGGGGUACGGAUCGAGUGGAUGCAAAAGUUGGACAUAUGCGCAGUCGUGCUACGUUCUGGUUAAACCCAGAAUCGACCAUCGGUGUUCUUUUACUUGAACCAACUCCGGAAGCUGGAUAUCCUCUCUGGCGAGGAUAUCCCAAUUGGGACGAACUUCCUUCGUUCGGUACGACCCAUCCCCCUCCAGACGCAAUGCGCGACCCUGAGAUCCCGCCAUCUCUGAGAUCCAAGGAUGCUGAAAGCCCAAUGAGCUGGUUCGAAGACUACAUUUUCUGGGCCAAGAAGAGCACCAACUUCGCGAAGCCCAAAGAUGGUGCGAAUCAACAACUUUCUAUCCCCAUCCAGUGCUUGUUGCACUUGGUAUGUGGCGAGUGGCUGACGUUCGCUGACUAUCUUAACGCCCGGCUCAACCAAAUCGACUGGGGAAUCGUGAACCCAUCAUUCUUCCCCGAGUCUGGAGGCACAGACCAUCAGAAGCAGAGUCUUAGAAAGCUCCAUUUCUGGCGGCGAUGGGUACCCCAAGCACGAGAUAUGCUUCAAGCAACCAUGAGCCAAGUCCUGGAUGGUAAAGGAAACGAGGUUGAAAAGUCGUUCAGGCUUUAUCAAGAUGAUUUGGAGAUUAUCAAGAAACGUCUGGAGGACUACGAAACACGGAUUGACCGUCUCAGCACGGUUGUCAACUCGACUAUCAGCCUGACUGAUGCCAGCAACACAUCCAAGCUCACUAUACUGGCAUCGUUUUUCAUCCCGCCGAGCUUAGUGGCUGCACUGUUGUCAAUGAACAUGGACCCGCUGAUUGGGCUUGGGAACUCGCUCAAAUGGUGGGCAGUGGCGUCUGUCGUGGCUGUGACGAUUCUUUUCACCAUAGGUUAUCUCUUAAAGACCAAGAAGGCGGAAAGCUUGAAAAAGAACUUGUCAAUUACGAAACUGGGUUCUAAUUUGGAAGGACGGUGGAGGAACAGGUCACAGCCAAGUCUGGGUGCGAACGGUUCAGUUUGUUAA